Oppiella nova is the source of this 320-nucleotide messenger RNA. The record is from the annotation of a GenBank genome assembly. NCBI's taxonomy places the organism in Eukaryota, Metazoa, Arthropoda, Arachnida, Sarcoptiformes, Oppiidae.
AUGGUUGUGGUGCUGUCGAGGGCUACCCGUGCCCUCAACGCCAACCUCAACAGCGCCGGCAUCGAGAAGAAUAUCGCGAAUCUGUUCUGUCAUGAGGCUUCGGAGCGGAUCGUCGAUAGUCUGAGUGGUCUUCGGGCGACACAACGGCUGAAGAACUACUCGACUAUGAAGUCCAUCGCAGAGGAGGUGCUCUCCAACGGGGGUGUCGUUCAGAACCACCCCCUCGACUGAACCCACACUCGCUCUCAUAUAUUGUUUUAUUUUUAAAUUACUUUUUCUUUUAUUUAUUUCUGAAACUAUUUUCUACGGAAAACAUUAAC